AUGGCCACCGCGCCCUCGCAGAACUACGACUACCUGCGCCGCAAGCAGAGCACAAAAGCCCCUGCUGCGUCUGCCACACCGGUCCGCAAGCCCGCCCGCACACCCAGCGAACGCAACAGCAAUGGCACAGUCAGCUCAUACGGAACCACGCAGACAAAUCACACCAGCGUCACCGAGCCGCCGGCCUUUUCGAAAAAGCUGGUCGUCGUGGGCGAUGGCGGCUGCGGAAAGACAUGUCUGUUGAUCAGCUACAGCUCCGGCAACUUCCCAGAGAAAUACGUGCCGACCGUCUUCGAGAACUACAUCACCCAGACGCCGCAUCUGCCCACUGGCAAGAUGGUCGAGCUGGCCCUGUGGGACACGGCCGGCCAGGAGGAAUACGACCGCCUGCGCCCGCUGUCCUACCCGGAGACCGACAUCAUCUUUGUGUGCUUCGCCAUUGACUGCCCCAAUUCGCUCGAAAACGUCAUGGACAAGCCCGCACUAACCCGCCCAAGUGGUACCCCCGAAGUCCUCCACUUCUGCCCCACAACGCCGCUGAUGCUGCUCGGCCUCAAGUCAGAUCUUCGCAACAAGAAGAACUGCAUCGAGCUGCUCAAGACACAAGGCCUGACCCCCGUGACCCCUGACCAGGGCCGUGUCGUCGCGAAGAAGAUGGGCGCCAUGUACAUGGAGUGCAGUAGUAAAGAGCAGGACGGCGUCGAGGACAUCUUCGACACCGCCGUGACCAUCGCCGUCGGCGACGAGUGGAAGACACCGGCAGACACGCGCAGAGAAACCCCCUCGUCGUCCGCCCCGGGGCAUCACCGGACCAUCUCGACAAUGACCGACCUGCCCAAGAAGAAGAAGAAGAGCAAGGGCUGCACCAUCCUCUGA
This is a messenger RNA of Boeremia exigua, 876 nucleotides long. Its product is annotated as P-loop containing nucleoside triphosphate hydrolase protein. The record is from RefSeq and is a predicted model, not a curated record. Lineage: Eukaryota; Fungi; Ascomycota; Dothideomycetes; Pleosporales; Didymellaceae. Gene Ontology annotation, biological process: small GTPase-mediated signal transduction. Bases 1 to 876 code for a protein of 291 amino acids. Gene Ontology annotation, molecular function: GTPase activity; GTP binding. The transcript has 3 exons.